ACAGCACUGGUUGCUCGGCGGGGCCCGCAGUGAGUCAGGCAGCUCGGUAGGUUUCAUUUACGGGUUUUCUUGUUAGCAAAACGAAUCCAUAAUGGAAAAUAACGAAGUUUAUGACCGUCGAUGAGGUAUAAAGCGGACUGUGUGCUGUGAGAAGGGAGCCUCACAUGGAUGGACAGGUGCAAAGGUGAAAAUUGGGUGAAAUUGCAGUAACAUCCCCUAAACCAUGUAUGAGCCACGGUACUACGAUAGCCCCCCUGUGUACAGCCCGCCUUACAGCACCACCUCCCAAGGCUUCUACCCUUCAAGGAGUGUUCAUUCCCCCCAGAGCCAGUAUGUCCCCUACACCUAUAAUGUCCCUCCAGACUCCUACUACAUGGAGGAGAGGCCUCAACACUUCUACCGCUGGUUUUCUCCUCCUGGUUUCGUCAAAACCUUCCAAGGAGCUACAGUACUCAUGUGUUUCCUCAUCUUCGCCUGCGUGGCUUCCACCUUGGUGUGGGACAUGAAUGGAUUUGGGUAUGGGGGCUAUGGUUUUGGGGCUGCAGGGGGCGUCGCAGGUACGGAGUUGGGAUAUUACGGGGGCAGCUACGGCUACGGUAGCUCUUACAUGACGCCACAGUCUGCAAAGGCUGCGAUGAUUUCCAUGGUGGCCAUUAACUUCCUGGUUUCACUGGGGUUCCUGGUGGGGAGUUUCUCACGAUCACGGAUCAUGCGGGGAUGCAGGUUCUACCUCACUGUGUUCAUUAGUGAUAUCAUCUUAGCUGUCCUUCAGGGCAUCAUCGACAUCAUCUUUGUGAUCGGGGUGAACCCGAUGUCUCAGAGCUCACAGAGCAUGCUGUACAAUCCCAUGCUAAUGAUGUGCCAGAACAUCCAGGGCAGUCCCAGCCUCAGCGGCAGCGUGGGGGCCGGUUUUCCAGGGGGGUUCCCUAUGUACAAUCAAUACCUGCACCACUACUGCUACAUGGACCCCGAGGAGGCAGUUGCGUUAGUGUUGGGUCUGAUGGUGGUGUUGGCCCUGUCCCUGUCUGCUUACUACGCCUACAAGACCCGCAGCAAGAUUUGGCGCCACGGCAAAGCCAACAUCUACUGGGACGAGCCGCGGGUCAGGCCGUCAGAGGGGCAGGAUGUACAGGAUUGGGUGAACCAUGUUGGAGAGGCACGCAGCACCCAGCAGGCUCCGACAGCACCUGACCUCAGGGCGGAGAAUAGUGUGGUCUCCUACGGCAAUGGAACCGUCAGCAUCCACAGUGAGGGAAAUUAUAAAAGCAGUUUCUCUGCUGAUAACAGCAAUCGUCGGGGUACUGAGCCUCUGUACCAGAACAGCAGGGUCCCUGUUUGCUCCAGCAGCUCCUCAGACGAGACUGACAGUUUCAGGAAACCUCCUCUUUAUCAUGUGGAGAGGGAGCAGAGGAAGGACCUAGAGCCCAGGCCUGCUGCUCAGGAGAUGAUGGAGUCCCAGUAUGAAACUGGUUACACCACCGGAGACACAGGCAAUGAGCUUGACCGGAACCACACAGGUUACCUUUACAGGCUGUACCCAGAGAUAACUUCAGAUGAACAGCGCCGGCAGUACAAGAGGGAGUUUGACUGUGAUCUGGCCCGCUAUAAGUGCCUCUGUGCCGAAAUGGAUGACAUCAGUGACCAGAUGCACAAGCUGAGCCGGGAACUCGACGCAUUGGACGAGGGCUCUAUGAAGUACCAGGGUGUCGCAGAUGAAUAUAAUCAUCUCAAAGACCUGAAAAGGACACCAGACUAUCAAGCAAAGAAGAAGCAGUGCAAAGAAUUUCGGCAAAAACUUUUCCACAUCAAACGUCUUGUGAAAAUCUACGACCAAGGUCUUUGUUAGUGGGUCUUGCACAUUUACAGGGUGUGACCUGGCUUAACAAACAAGGAUUUAUCCUCCAUUUCCUCUUCAGAUUUACUGCUGUGCUGUUGUAAUUGUCACUGUUUAGCCCAUGUCAACCUCAUACUGGUCUUACUGUCAUUGAACCUAAACUGUCUUUGACCCUAAUGUUUACAACGUCUGUAUUACUUUUGCAGCUGUCAGAGCAGAUUACUGUCGAGAUAGAGAUACUCAGACUUUUUCUCUGUGUGGUUCUAACAUAAACUCCUUGACAACACGGCUGUUUUAACAUUUGAAUUUGUUUUAC
This is a messenger RNA of Morone saxatilis (striped sea-bass), 2150 nucleotides long. RefSeq lists its product as uncharacterized. The transcript has 9 exons. Gene Ontology annotation, biological process: snRNA transcription by RNA polymerase II; positive regulation of transcription elongation by RNA polymerase II; bicellular tight junction assembly. Gene Ontology annotation, cellular component: transcription elongation factor complex; membrane; bicellular tight junction. Lineage: Eukaryota; Metazoa; Chordata; Actinopteri; Moronidae. The record is from RefSeq and is a predicted model, not a curated record. Gene Ontology annotation, molecular function: cis-regulatory region sequence-specific DNA binding. The coding region runs from base 224 to 1846 and encodes 540 amino acids.